ACUUCUACCUGAAGUUUGUGCUGAUGAUGUCGUUCAGAAGAACGAUGAAAGCUCCACGACCAAACCAUCCAGCUCAGAGAACAAAACUCUACCAAAAAAUGUGCAACUGGUGAAAAUUGGCAAGAAAUUAUGCUUGAUUGUGCAGCUGGUAAAGAAUGUGAAGGUUCUGGUGAAUCAUGUGGAAGCUCAUAUACAUAUUUAUAUUUUUCAACAUUUAAUUUUUUAUGCUCAUUUAUCAUGUUAAAUUUAUUUGUAGCUGUUAUUAUGGAUAAUUUUGAUUAUUUAACUAGAGAUUCUUCUAUAUUGGGUCCACAUCAUUUAGAUGAAUUUGUUCGUGUUUGGGCUGAAUAUGAUCCAGGUGCUACAGGUCUGAUUCAUCAUCGUGAUGUAUAUGAAAUGCUUAGAAACAUGGAACCACCAGUUGGAUUUGGUAAAAAUUGUCCAUAUCGUUUAGCUUAUCGAAAAUUAAUUCGAAUGAAUAUGCCAGUAGAUGAAAAUGGUUGUGUUAAUUUCACAACUACGCUAUUAGCUUUAAUACGUGAAUCAUUAGGCAUUAAAACGGGACCAACUGAAAUAAUGGAUCAACGUGAUAUGGAAUUAAAAGAAACUAUUUGUAAAUUAUGGCCUGUUCAUGGAAAGAAAAUGCUUAAUUUGCUUGUACCUCCAGAUUCAGAGCUUGUCUAUCACAAAAUGACUGUUGGGAAAAUAUAUGCAAGUUAUCUUAUGAUUGAAAAUUGGAGAGCAACACGAGCCUUUCAAGGUAAAGGUGGAACUUCUAAAUCUGCUAGUAUAUUGGCACGAUUCUUUGGUGCAGUAAAACAAAAUGCUCAUCAUCCAAAUGUUAAUUCUGAAACGGAAGAUGAAAGAGGAAGCCCCGAACUCAGUGAAUUCUCGGACAAAGCAACAUCUGAAAAUAAGAAUCCAAGAAAAAAUAGAAACUCAACUUCAUAUCACAAUGAUCCUAGUCGUCUUCUUACUCCACGAGGAUCAGAAUUCACAGAACAACCUAUGUAUCUAGCCAGUAGCCAAUUCAAAAAACAAUCUAGAAUGAAUGAAAUUGAUCAAACAAUAUCUAGUAAUAAAUCACAAUAUCUUAUUCAUGAUGAAAAUAAAACAACAACUGAGCAAUAUCAAAAACAUCCGACUUAUUGUGUUAGAAAUAAAAGAGAACAAGCAUAUUCUGGUCGUAAUUCAAGAUGUUAUCAACGUCAUUCUACGUAUUUAAGAGAUAAUACUUAUCAUGAAAUACCUGAAGACUUUGAAGAAACUGACAAAAUAAGUGAAAGUAACGAAGAACUUUCAAAAAUCAAAUACCAGGGUCGUCUACCAGUGACUAGUUCAUCAGGAGGUUAUUAUGAAGAUCAACAUGAUCAGUAUUUUGACAAAUCAGAUCAUCCUCAACUGGUGCGUAGAAAUAUUGAUGAACUUUAUAAUACUGAUGAAAUAAAAUACGUACCAUAUGGGAUUUCACAUGUAAAAGCAUUUUCUCAAAAGCCGUUAAUGUCGAGCAGAGAGUAUAGUAUUCAUUUGUCUCCAAGUAGUGAUAUGAGAAGAACUGAUGACAUUAUAACUGAUGAGCAUCAGAGUUCAGAAAACGUGACUCCUAAAUAUAACGUAGAUUUUGUCAAGGAUGAAAGUGAAACACCGUACUAUCAGUUACGUGAUAUGAAUCCUCCUGAAUUUUACAACCCAUCAUAUACGGAUACCAAAACAGCCGGACAGAAACGUCCUUUACAGCUUCCUCAUCAACAUUCAAUUCCAAUUUUCACAAAACACAGAGACAUUCGAGGUGAACCAUUAUGGGGAUUAAGAAAUAUGCCACAUUUAACACGAAGUCCUAGUGUCGAAUAUACUUCAAAGUAUUCUCCUUGUCAACAGUUGUUAAGGCGGCAACCAUAUGGUUAUGAAACUCCAUCAAUUACAAAUAGAUCUAAUCUUUAUCCGAAUCCCUGUAGUUCAAUAUUUUAUCCUAUCCCACCCCCAUCAUGUUCACACAUAUCAAAUCUCAAAGCUCAUAGAUCGUUUGACACUGAUGAAAGCUUAGAAAUAUUUCCAUAUGAAUUCACAUCCAACAUGCAUUUUCAGCCGGUGCCUCCACCGACAAAUUAUGACUGGGAGGCAAAGUAUGCUGAUAAGUUGUACAGUCACCAAAUAAAUGAAGAAUCAAUUAUUAAAAGUACAAAUAUAGGUAUUGAUCAACCUUCACAUUUUGCAUCCACUUCACAUUUUAAUGAUUUUAAAUUAAAGAAAUCUUCUAUGCAUUUUCUUACACCACAAUUAAAAAGACAUUGUAUACCGCAUACUAUUACAACACAAAUAAAAAGACCUAAAAGACAAAUUCAUGCAACUGUAAUAAAUUUUAAUAAUAAUCCUACUAUAUUUGAAUGUAAUACUACUACAACAAAUACAAUCACUACUACAAAUACUACUUGUACAAAUGUUAUUUACACAAGACCAUAUGAAUUAUCAUCAAAUAUUUCAUCUUUACCUUCUGCUGACUUUCAUGAUCUACAACAUAAACUAACUGAUUCUUCUUUUUCUUCCUCCUUAUUUCCUCAAUAUUACAAUUAUACACCAAAAACAGAUUAUCAUCCAAUACAAUAUGAUGAUGUAAUAAAUGAAAAAUCAACAUUGAAUCAACCAGAAAAUUCAUCAUCAUGUUCCAAUGAUGACGAUGAUGUGAUUUAAACAAACUAUUAUUAUUGCUAUGGUAUUCAGUAUCUGUUUUUAUAUGAUACAGUUACGUAAUAAUCAUAUGUAAUAUUUUUUUUUGGAAAAUAUUCAAUAAUACUACCUAACGAUAACUGUCAGUAAUGAAAUUUAAUUUAUGGUUUAUGAAUUCAAAUUAGCUUCCUAUUUUUCACUUAAUCACUAAGUGAUUUGUAAUAAUAUUUUUGUGUAUAAAACAAUCAAAUAACAAUUUCAUAAUUCAUAUUCAACAAAUAAACCAAUGAAUAAAUAAACUAAAUUUAUUUAUG
This is a messenger RNA of Schistosoma curassoni, 2978 nucleotides long. NCBI's taxonomy places the organism in Eukaryota, Metazoa, Platyhelminthes, Trematoda, Strigeidida, Schistosomatidae. The record is from the annotation of a GenBank genome assembly.